This is a messenger RNA of Daktulosphaira vitifoliae (grape phylloxera), 863 nucleotides long. RefSeq lists its product as uncharacterized. The record is from RefSeq and is a predicted model, not a curated record. NCBI's taxonomy places the organism in Eukaryota, Metazoa, Arthropoda, Insecta, Hemiptera, Phylloxeridae. The coding region runs from base 211 to 639 and encodes 142 amino acids. Gene Ontology annotation, molecular function: protein binding. The transcript is spliced from 5 exons.
GAUAAUUUUAAAACCCCUUUUUCCUUAUAUCUAUUUUCUUUUUUUAUUGAGUGUGAUAUAUAAUUUCGGUGAUGCUGCUGAAGACUUACAAAGCCAAUCAAAAGAUGAGUUGGAGAAUUGUCUAUAUAAGAACUAAUACUCUUCAUCCGAUAAUCAAACUAUUACAAAAUUAUUCGCUUACUCGACACUGAGCAUUACUGAACGACUAAUAUGAAAUCAUUAACACUAAUAUUCCUAUUCGAUUUAGCUGCUGUUAUGUUAGUGAACGGUGCUCCAGCUAAUGAUAAAAAUGAUGGCACUAAUUCCAAACUAAAGAAGAUUACUUCCUCAACUACAAUUUUUCCAUCGUCUACAAUUUUCCCAUCGUCUACAAUUUUNCCAUCGUCUACAAUUUUUCCAUCGUCUACAAUUUUUCCAUCGUCUACAAUUUUUCCGUCAACUACGAUGUCUACGUUUAACAAAUGUAACAUAGUCUGCACAACUGACUACAAACCAAUUUGUGGAUCUGAUGGCGAUAAAAUAAACUUAAGCUUUGGAAACAAAUGUGUACUGGAUAAAUAUAACUGUGAACACGAAAUAAAAUUAAUAGUUAAAUUAAAUGACGAAUGUCCAAACAGCAAAGGAAUCCGCUUGGCUUAAAUGACAAAACAAAUCAAAAUAAAUACGUCCAUUAAAAAUUUGCUGUAAUAACUUUAAUAUGCAAAACGGUUGACGCAGAUUCAUUCAAUGGAGCUCUUGCUUGAAUAAGAAUUUCUUUUUAUUAUCUAUUUAAUUUUAAUUUUAAAUAUAAUGUACACGACACUUAACAUCACACAUGGAUAAUACUUUUAUAACCAUUAUCUUAAAGUAUUUUUUUAUCUCAA